AUGUUAUCACUGAAACAUGUGUAUUUUUUCCAAGCUGGCAUUGGCAUCUUAGCCAAUACCUCCCUUCUUCUCUUCCACAUCUUCACAAUCCAUCAAAUUCGUAGGCCUAGACCAACUGACACGAUCACUUGUCAGCUGGCUUUUGUCCAUAUAGUGAUGCUACUUACCACUCUAGAUAUUUCAUCUGCAGACAUAUUCCAAUCCCUGGGAUUUCCAAAUGAAUUAAAUUGUAAACUUAUGCUCUAUGUGAGUAGAGUGUCUAUGGGUCUCUCCAUCUCCACCACCUGUCUCCUGAGCAUUGUUCAAGUCAUCACCAUUAGUCCCAGCUCCUUCUACUGGUCAACAUUUAAACAUAAACUCACAAAACAUGUUUCCAUUGCUUUCGUCUGUAUUUGUUGCCUCAACCUGUGUUCCAAUAGCAACAUGAUCAUCUACACUGUAGCUCAUUCCAACAGGACCAAUCUACUCAAUGUCAGUAAGUACUGCUCACUUGGCUCAAUUAAUUCCAUUGUCAGGGCACUAUAUCGCACAAUUAACUUGUCCCAGAACAUCUUCUUUGUAGGAAUGAUGCUGCUCUCCAGCAUAUACAUGGUGAUUUUCUUAUGUAGCCAUCAGAGGAAGUCUGAGUACCUUCACAGCAUGAGCAUUUCCCCAAGGACCUCCCCAGCAAAAAGGGCCACCUGUACUGUCCUAGUGCUGGUGAGUUUCUUUGUGAUUAUGUCCUGUGUUGAUAUCACCAUCACGUCCUUCUUAUACACAUUGUGGAAAUAUGAGCCAGCCAUACCGCAUAUCCAGAGACUCAUGGGAAACAUGUAUGCCACUGUCAGUCCUUUGGUGUUUAUUAGUUCUGAUAAAAGAAUAGUUGACAUUCUGAGAAAAGUAAUCAAUAUGUGCCAAACAUUUCAAGAGUUGAUAAAGCAAAUCAGAAAGAUAAAAUAUAUCAUUUGGGGAAUAUUCAAUCAUCCAUAA
Molecule: messenger RNA, 969 nt
Organism: Ochotona princeps (American pika)
Lineage: Eukaryota; Metazoa; Chordata; Mammalia; Lagomorpha; Ochotonidae
Product: vomeronasal type-1 receptor 94-like
Exons: 1
Coding region: 1-969 (322 amino acids)
Biological process (GO): G protein-coupled receptor signaling pathway
Cellular component (GO): membrane
Molecular function (GO): pheromone receptor activity
Source: RefSeq, a predicted model, not a curated record